Molecule: messenger RNA, 1484 nt
Organism: Anopheles coustani
Lineage: Eukaryota; Metazoa; Arthropoda; Insecta; Diptera; Culicidae
Product: metaxin-1 homolog
Exons: 4
Coding region: 16-1101 (361 amino acids)
Biological process (GO): mitochondrion organization
Cellular component (GO): SAM complex
Source: RefSeq, a predicted model, not a curated record
GUGAAAAAAGGAAUUAUGGAAAUUUUCGUAUAUCGCGGUGAAUGGGGUCUACCCUCCAUUGACUACGAGUGCUCCCGGUUACUGGCAUACCUGAAGUUUUCCGGCGCCAAAGUCACCGUAAAUUUCAACGGCAACCCGUUCAGCUCCCCAAAUGGCAUGUUGCCGUACAUGAUAGCGGAUGGUAAAAAGGUUGCUGGCUAUGGAAGAAUCGUUGAACAUUUGUCAGCUGCCGGUAUAGGCCCACCGGUAGGAGGAGGAACCAUUGAUGUGUCGGGCGAUCAAAAUCAUUCUACUCUCUUGAAUGGGUCCAUGCAGUACGUGCAGGAAAAUUUGCAUCCGUACUUUAUGUAUAUGCUUUGGGGCGAUCCAAAGAACGUAGACACCACACGGACCGUCUAUGCCAAGCGUAUUCCAAUUCCGUUCAAUUUCUACUGCCCUCGGAAGUAUACCGUACGGACUAACGAUAUCACGCAAUCGUUGGCCGGGUUUUCACUGGAAGAUUCGAUCGAAUUUCAUGAUGUCUCAGAGUUUGCUCAAAACGCAAAGAUGUGUCUGAAUUGGAUUGCAGAAAAGUUUGAAGAAAAUCGGUGGUUUCUUGGCAAUCAACCUACGGAAGUUGAUGCAAUGCUCUACGGUUAUCUUUCGGUGCUGCUUAAACAUACCCUUCCCAACAAUGUCCUUCAAAACCACAUCCGCCAGUGCCCAAAGCUAGUCCAAUUCGUCGAACGAACCUCGGCAACGUACUUUACAAAGGAGGCUUUUAACACAUACACCUCCACUGGAUCCACCGGAGGGCAGCAAAAAAACUCCUCAGGUAGUCCAAAUGACUCCAGUUCUACAUCUUCCUCCUCUCAAUCGACGAAUGAUCAGUCGCAAAAAAGCAAUGGUGGUCAGACGUUCCAUACCGGACAGCAGCAGGAUCCGGACGAUGGCCCAAAAGAACGCCGAAAACGUUACAUUUUGUCCGGGCUAGUGGCCAGCGUGGCAAUGGUGGGUUUUGCCUUGUUGAAUGGUAUUUUAACGUUGCCACAUGAUCGUAAUCAUGGUAAUUUUAUGCAGUAUGAUGAUGAUGAACCAGGCGAUUACGAUGAUGAAAAUUAGCAACAUUAGUUCUUAUUUACUGCCUAUGCUAUAUCCACGUUGGCUGCUUCGACACACUUGCUAGGAGGCAGAUUUGAAACUAGAACUGUUGCAGAAGAAAAUUAUUUAAAAAUCUGAGGAAUGUAUAGUGUUCAAUUUAAUAUGCUUCCUGGUGGACAAUAGUAACUAUGUCAGAGGUAACUUUACCAAAAUAGCAGUACACGUGGUGACGAAACUAAUGACGUGAUAAAGCUUUACGUUCGAUACGUUUAAACAGUUUUGUUUUAUUGUAUUGGCUUAUAAUUGUUAAAUAGUAUAUAAUAGUAUGCUUUAUCUAGUAGUUCGUCCCUGUCUUCUGAAUAAAUAAGCACACGCUCACAUAUGCUCCUAAAGCUCCAGCAUAU